Messenger RNA from Opisthorchis viverrini, 203 nucleotides. RefSeq lists its product as hypothetical. The record is from RefSeq and is a predicted model, not a curated record. The annotation marks the transcript as partial. The transcript has 2 exons. Lineage: Eukaryota; Metazoa; Platyhelminthes; Trematoda; Opisthorchiida; Opisthorchiidae.
AUGGAGCAGGAUCAGUUCAGUUCUGGAGUACGACUUAUCAAUGACAAGGAUUCAACACGUCGCCGGUCUGCCAAACUCAACCCCAAAUCUUCUUCGCCAGAUUCUCCAGGGUUUCGCGCCUUCCGCAAGCUCACAACCAAUCGACCAACAGAUGUUUGGUCGUACAAAUAUAUAUAUUUAAACACUGCCUAUCUAAAAGAAUA